GGCUCUUGUUAAAACCAGGCGCGCGCCUUUGUUGACAGCAGAGUGAGGCGAGGCUGUUGCUUCCCACGACGAGGACCCGCUUCUCAGCGACGGAACCAGCGCGACAAGUCCCCCGCCUUACCGUACGAAUACCCCCGAACGACCAGCAGUCAUGGUGGCCAUGGCGAAGAGAGUGAAGAGCUUCCAGGUGAUCUUUUCCGACCCGAGCAAGACGUUCUACUGCGGCGGGGAGAAGGUGUCCGGGCGCGUGGAGGUGGAAGUGAACGAGGUGACGCGCGUGUCCGCGCUCCGGGUUCUGGGUCUGGGCUGCGCCAAGGUGGAGUACGCGAAGGGCAAGCAGCGGUGCCGCCAGGAGGCCGAGUAUCUCCGGUACGAAGACGUGCUGCUCCUGGACGACCACCCCACAGACUCUGAUGGAUCAGUCGUCUUGAGGCCCGGCAACAAAUAUCAGUACCUGUUUGGAUUUGAGCUCCCGCAGCAAGGGCAGCUUGUGUCGUCAUACAAGGGGAAGUUUGGCUAUGUCCAGUACUGCGUGAAGGCCCGGAUGGAGAGGCCACAGCAGCCCACUCUGGAGUGUAAGAAGUCCUUUGAGGUGGAAGAGCCCCUGGACGUCAACACCCCCGACCUGCUGUCUCCCACAGGCGGCGUGAAGGAGAAGAAAGUCACGUGCAUGUUCAUCCCCGAUGGCCAGGUGUCGCUGAAUGCAAAGAUCGACCGCCGCGGCUUCUGCGAAGGCGAAGACAUCUGCAUCAACGCCAAGUUCGAGAACACGUGCUCCCGCAUCGUGGUGCCCAAGGCCGCCAUCAUCGCCAAGCACACCUACCAGGCCAACGGCCGCACCAAGGUGUUCCGCCAGAAGCUGUCCUCGGUGCGGGGCAACCACAUCAUCUCCGGCAUGUGCGAUGCCUGGCAGGGGAAGACCAUCCGGGUGCCCAAGAUCAAACCGUCGAUGCUGGGCUGCAACAUCAUCCGGGUGGAAUACGCUCUCAUGAUUUACAUCCACAUCCCUGGAAGUGAGAAGCUGAUCCUGGAGCUGCCGCUGGUCAUCGGUACUUCCGGUCUGGGCAGCCGCAGCAACAGCGUGAGCAGCCAGGACAGUUUGUCCAGCUAUGCGUCCCAGAGCUGGGUGUCCCUCCGGAUGCCCCCGGAGCUGCCCAGCUACUGCGACAUCGCCCGCGACUGCCGCCUGGACCAGCCGCUCACGCCGCUCCUGGACGACGUCGACGGAGACGACAGCCCCAUCUUCAUGAACACGCCGGCCUUCCAGUUCCCGCCCCUCCCGGCGUACGCAGAGGCGGAGGAGGAGUUCAACGGCAACGCUCGCAUGCUGCCGGUCUGCUGAGGGACUCAGAGCGAUGGUCCGGCUCUCGGGGACCGUUUAUCUUAAGCACGUGAAAAAGGAGCAGAAGGUCCAAACUCCAGAGGAGCUGUGAUGGCCGGAGGACGACGGGCCUGUGGGAAGACGCCGGCCCGCCCCGGGGGUCUUCCGCCUGCCGCUCUCCCGGUUGGGGACCCGGAGGCCCCGCCCCCGGCUGUGGCGCGCUGCAUUGCUGAACACGCUGUCCCUGUGCAAACACUCAAGGGUCUCACUUCACUUCCCAGCCACUUUCUGACUUUGUCUCGGGGGCCCAGCGUUGUGUGCCCCCCCCCCCCCGGCCUGCUGCGACGCCUUUGCCCCGUGUGGCUUUGUCUUGUCCUCAUGAUGCGUUGACAUCCCUGUCAGCCGCUGUGUCUUUAAGGGGUCUCACUCCACUCUCAGAGGGUUCAAUCCACCGUUCUUCAACAAGUCAAAAGUUUGUGGGGAAUAUUGCCGCCUUUGAGAAUCACAGCAUGUCAAAUAAUCUUCCUUGGCAGCUCAUGGAACAUAAUGCAGCAUUUAUAUGUUCUUAUCUACCGGUGUUUGAAAAACAGUUUCUUAUUCCUGUAUUUUAUGCACUUUUUGAUUGAUGCAUUUUGCUCUUCUCCUGCCUACAAGACUUCCAUGUGUUAUUGUGUGAUCAAUGAUCGUGAUGUGGACUUUCUGUUUGGAAAACUCAACUUUUUUGGAAACUGACCUCGGGAUCCUCUGAACGGUUGUCCACGACGACAUGAAACCACUGAGAUCUCCACUGGGGUGGUUUACCAGCUUCACUGUUAAAGACUGAUUCAUGAGAAAGUAUGUUUGCAAUGAAUUCUUGAUACUUUAUAAGGUGUAUUUCUUUUGUAUAAAACCCUAUGGGUUGUUUUUUAUUAAAGAAACGUUGAAAAUAA
Messenger RNA from Pseudoliparis swirei, 2250 nucleotides. It is a transcript of the gene txnipa, whose product is annotated as thioredoxin interacting protein a. The record is from RefSeq and is a predicted model, not a curated record. The transcript has 6 exons. Gene Ontology annotation, biological process: protein transport. The coding region runs from base 152 to 1342 and encodes 396 amino acids. Gene Ontology annotation, cellular component: cytoplasm. Gene Ontology annotation, molecular function: ubiquitin protein ligase binding. Lineage: Eukaryota; Metazoa; Chordata; Actinopteri; Perciformes; Liparidae.